This is a messenger RNA of Chenopodium quinoa (quinoa), 797 nucleotides long. RefSeq names its product glycine-rich domain-containing protein 2-like. Lineage: Eukaryota; Viridiplantae; Streptophyta; Magnoliopsida; Caryophyllales; Amaranthaceae. The transcript is spliced from 3 exons. The record is from RefSeq and is a predicted model, not a curated record. Bases 213 to 668 code for a protein of 151 amino acids.
AACAUAACCUCAACAAUAUUCAACAUGAUGAUUAUUCCUCCUAAUGAGGCCUAUUUACAUAAAAACUCUCAUAACAAACUCUAACUUAUUCCCCAAGCUACCACUAAUAGGCUAUGACUAACAUGCCAUUCCCCUAAAUAUUGAUUCCUUGCACUUCUCUGUUGUCAAAGAUUGCAUCCAUCCUAACUGCUUCUCCUCUUCAGCCCAUUUGAAUGAAUUUGAAGAGCCCCUUCGCAACGGUUUAUUCAAGUCCAACCAAGAGACUCAUGGCAAUGGGAAGAGCUCAUGUCCGCUCUUUGUACCUGGUACACCACCAUAGCCAUAGGCGGUUGUGCUGUCUCCCAUAUACCCUCCACUUUCGCCGCCUUUUGUCUGUAAGGACUAGCCCUGGGAUUGAGUGGUCUGAAGCACAAAAAAAGAUCACACUGAGUGCAGACCUCGAAACUUCUGCAAGGCAGCUGCUAAAAUUUCUAGCAGUAAUUGACAGAAAUCGCGCUCUCUAUCAAGGGCCUGUCUUGGAUCGUGCCAUUUACAGGUACAAAAACUAUUGGCUACCUCUGCUAGCGAAAAAUUCUGAGCCUGCAGGCUUAGGAUGCCCUUUAGUUGUACCUCUUGACUGUGAAUGGAUAUGGCACAUUCACCGGCUUAAUCCGGUUAGUAGUCCUUAGGUGAAAUAAUCACGUUUAUCUUUUACUCCGUUCUAUUUUCUACACCUAAAUUGGAGGACUAAACCUAUAUAAAUGGUUCCAGAAACGUUACAAGACAGAUUGCGAGGAACUUUAUGGAAGGAUACUUGA